Messenger RNA from Paramecium tetraurelia, 1971 nucleotides. RefSeq lists its product as uncharacterized. The transcript has 3 exons. The record is from RefSeq and is a predicted model, not a curated record. NCBI's taxonomy places the organism in Eukaryota, Ciliophora, Oligohymenophorea, Peniculida, Parameciidae.
AUGUCUAAUUUAACUUUCUCAGGAAUAAGAACUCUCAAAGCAAGGGUUGAUGAAGACGAUCAAAAUAAAAAGAGACACCCCUUUGAUCUACAAAAAUAUUAACAAAUUUUAGAAUAAAUCUCCACUACACAUUAAUUUGAUAUGGAUCUUGAAAACAGACUCAACCAAUUGGAUUAGACUGAAUAAUCCAGGCCCACUCUUGAUAAGAGUUCGUUUCUCAAUAAAUAAUAUGCAAAAUACAUUGAAAAAGGAUCGGAUUUACAAUUGUCCAAAGUGGAUUGCAUCGAUCCAGAAGACGAGGUGUGUACACACAAACAAACCAAGUCACUUUUGACCUUGAUAAAGGGAAGACCAGUCAAGUUCACAGAGUUUUACAAAAUAUUAUUACAAGAGUACUCAAUUGAAUUUCAAAAUGCAGAGCAAAAAUUAUAAUUUAAGGAAAAUUUAAAAAAUAAAAUUGUUACUGUUGACCCCAACAUUGUCUCUUUGAAUGCUCUUCAAUUGAGUACUAGAGACAAAGGGAUCAAGGGGUUGAUUGAAGAAAUAGCUGAAGAAACCUAUCAAGAUAUAAAUAGGAAGGAAAAACAGAAGAUAAACAAUGAAAUUGUGGAUGAGUUGGAAAAUGUUAAAUAGUUAUUGGAGAAGAAAUAAGUAAUGCAAAUAAAAAAAGAAAAAGAACUAGUAGAAUAUGAAUACUCGCUAUAAAAAUUCAAAUCUGAAAUGUCAAAUAGUAUUUAAUAGGUUUAUGACAUUCUAAGUAAAAUGAUGGAAGAACAAUAUUAAUAAAAAUUAAGUAAUUUAAAUAAAAAGUUUAGUAAUUUGGAACAUCAAUUGAAAUCCAAAGUUAAGCUGAUUGAACUGAAAGGUUCAUCAAUUUAAAAGAAUAAUUCUACCUAUAGUUAAGAAAUUUAAAGGUUGAAAUAGAGGAAUACUCAACUAGAAAAAUAAGUAGAAUCUUAGAAAGUUAGGAUAUUAGAAUUAGAAAAGAAACUUUCCCUUGAAAAAGAUAAUACAAUUUAGUUGUAAAAAAAGUUAGAGAAAAUAAACUAGAAAUUAAUUGAAUAAAAAGAAUAAAUAAAAGAAUAAAUUUAUUAAACUGAAUAAAACGAAUCAGUUUAACCUUUAAAAUAAUAGUAAAUAUUAGAAUAACCAAAAUAAUAAUAGCAAUAAUAGUAAUAAUAACCAUAAGCAGAACAAUAAAAAAAAACAACUAAUAACUCAGAGAGUGGAAUCAAAUAAAUUAAAGUGUUUUAAAGUGUUUUUGAAUCAAUAUUUCUUGGAUUGGAUUAAUUGCAAAUAUAAUUAGGAAUUAAUAAUCAAAAGUGGAAUCAAGAACUAUUGCCUUGCUGCUUAUAGGAUAAUUUAAUAGAUCUCUUAGGUAAUUUGAUGGUAAUAGUGAUUAAUAAAUAAGGAUUUUAAUAAAUUUACAAAUUGUUGUUAUAACUAUCUUACUUUUAUUUUAAAAAUACUUGUUCCUCAAUUAAUUGUUAACAAGUGGAGGAGCUCAUUAAAAAUCAAAAAAAGUAACAAAGUUGCAAAUAUUACAUUGGCAUUCACGAUUCAAAAAACAGAGAAUUUAUACUUUAAUUAAAGGCAUUAUUAGAAAAGAAAAAGAAAAAUUAAACUUUAGUUGCUAUGAUCUUAUUAUUAUAUGAUCGGGAUAUCGCAAUAUCGAUAAAAUAUCUUUCUUAAGAAAUUUGUAAUGAGGAUGUUCAGAAAUUUAUUUUAGACAAUGGAUUAUUGGAUAUCUUCGUGAUAAAGAUGAUUGAUGAUAGAAAUAUGGUGCAAUUGCUAUUGGAAAUAAUUGCUUAAGGUUAGUUUUAGAAUCAGUUUUUAUUACAAUUGACUAAACACUUUGAAAUUUUGUUAACCUUACUGCAUUGUUAAGAUCUAGAGUUUUGUGAGUAGUUGUCGAUAGUGUUAUAGAGAAGGAUUAAUAGAGAAGAAAAUGAAUUGCGAUUCGAAAUUUGA